Molecule: messenger RNA, 2506 nt
Organism: Armigeres subalbatus
Lineage: Eukaryota; Metazoa; Arthropoda; Insecta; Diptera; Culicidae
Product: homeotic protein empty spiracles-like
Exons: 3
Coding region: 407-1675 (422 amino acids)
Biological process (GO): central nervous system development; neuron differentiation; regulation of transcription by RNA polymerase II
Cellular component (GO): nucleus
Molecular function (GO): RNA polymerase II cis-regulatory region sequence-specific DNA binding; DNA-binding transcription factor activity, RNA polymerase II-specific
Source: RefSeq, a predicted model, not a curated record
ACGUGGAACGGCGUUUGGCAUUUCUACGUGCGUGUAUUCUGCGGGCCCAGUCUCGGCGUGAAGUGUUUAAAGCCUUGCUUGCUUGUUGUUGUUGCUUCGUUUUGUUUUUACCGUUCCGGGCGGCUGGGGUGCUAAACGAGGCAUGAACAAAAACACCCGACGUGAACAAAUUAAGCUGUUUGCAGCGGCAUGAAAGCGCCCCCUCGCGGUUUUAAACGAACGCUCCAUGUGAAUGUUUCGCGACCGGUGAAGAAAGCUGUCUUCAUAAACGAUAUGUGGCCUUCUAGGAAAAUCCGGCCCCAAGCGACGAUCGGUUUAGAGAAAAUUUCUAUCAGUGAUAUACCGGAAACGAUACGACAGCAGUGAGAGAUUUCAGUAUUUUUGUUUUAUAUUUAGAGUGUAUAAAAUGAUGCCACUGGCGCCUACUUCAGUCAUGGCGAUUCCUACGCAGAAACCCCGAAUCGGGUUUAGUAUUGAGUCUAUUGUGGGUGGAAAUCGAAUCAGCAAAUCGCCUCCGCCGCCGCAUUUCUCCCCAAAUAGUGAGAGUUCUGAGAGGCCCAGUAGUCCGUUCAGUGAUAAUAGUUACCCUAGUGAUUUCCAUCCGGGACAUCUUCGGUUCCCGCAAACCGCUGCGGACCUGCAAAAUGCUCUCCGGUUACCCAGAGGAAGUUGUUCUCCCAGUGACUAUAGUUCGCGAAUACAACAGUUAAACCACAGUUCCUCACCUCCGGUCGACCUGAACCUCAUUAAUCGGCAUCCAAAUUCCCCGGUAGAAUGCCAGGAUCUAUCCCAAACGCGAAGCCCGCCCCCUCCACAAACGCGGCUAAGUCCCGAAGAUCGUACAUCCCCAACUUCAUCCCCACAGCCGCUAACCACAGCCACCAAACCAAUUGUAGUUCCGGGCAUUCCUGCUGGAUUGGUGCGUCCGUUUCCUGUACCUCCCCCCAACCACAUGAACGACCUCAAAACUCCCCUACCGCAUCCACCGUUCCUUAACGCGCAGGAGAUGACCAACCUGCACAAUCAGCAUCUCCUGGCGGCUCAGUUCCAGGCGGCCGCAGCACUGGCUCACGCCCAAGGAUUCCCACCGGCGCAUCCACAUAUGCAUCAUCCGAUGCACCAUCCCGGGUCGAACAUUCCUCGUGACAGCUACCCGCUGUAUCCGUGGCUGUUGAGCCGUCACGGCCGUAAUGUGUUCCCGCCACGGUUUCCUGGAAGUUACCUCCUGCCGUUUCGGAAGCCAAAACGGGUGAGAACGGCAUUCUCACCUACGCAACUGCUCAAGCUUGAGCAUGCCUUCGAAAAUAACCACUACGUGGUAGGAGCGGAACGCAAAACAUUGGCCCAAGCUCUUGGCCUCACUGAAACACAGGUCAAGGUGUGGUUCCAAAACCGUCGAACGAAGCACAAACGGAUGCAGCAGGAAGAGGAUGUCAAAUCGGGUGACGGUAACGGCAGUGCUGGCAAUUGUAAUCGGUCGUCGAGUCCCGGUGCCGCCUACGACGAUGACGAGGAUGACGAGGAGCUAAUCGAUAUGGAAAUGGACGAUUGUCCCAGUGACGAGGAACAGGAGCUUAUGCAGCAGCAACAGCAACAGCAACAUCACCACCAUCAGCAGCAACAACAUCAUCAGUUUUCACUGCAUUCUCAUCUGGCGCAGCAGCACCGGACAUGAGAUUCGGUUCGAGAACGGUUGCUUCGGAUGAUCGUUCUUGAGUAACGGGGGUUAGAGAUUCAGGUACAUGUCACACAGAUCAAUAGUUCCUAACAUAAGGCUUGGGAAGGAAGGGCAUUGAAGAACUUACUGGUGCCAAACCGUGUGAACGACAGUUGCAAUGUUUUAUGAGGCAUGAAUUCGGGGUCACAAUCGUUUUAACUGUGAAAAUUCGGAUUUGGGCUCAGGCUGAGUUGACGUCAUUAAAAUUUGUGUAUUGAGUCCGAACUAUUGGAAGUUUUUCAGGGUAGCAGAUACGGGCCUCGCAAAACACUUGUUAAUUGGGAAGAAGUGACUGGGAAAACGGAGUGCCAAACUAUGCGGUUGAUCAAACAGUGCACUGCACUGAAAUUAGACUUCAAACUAAACCAGAAAGAAACCGUAGAUUAUUUAUUAUUUAUUUGUCAACCAGAGUCGCAUUCGUUAACGCAACACAAGGACAUUGAAUAGGCAAGGAAAAUAGUUUCUGUAAAUAGUUCACUGUACAUACCAGUUAGUAGCCGGUGUGCGAAUAAUUAAGCUAUCCUUAAAAGAUCAUGUCGAAUACAAUAACCAGGAAUCAAUUAAAUAAAUUGAAUAGCAAGUGAAUAAUUGGUCGAUAAUUGGUUUUGCGUAGUAAAUGGAGGUUGAUUUAUGCUACUGAAUGUCAGUACGAAGGCAGACUGUCAAUUAUAGUAGCAAACUGUUUCCAGUGAGAUAUUUUGAAACGGCGCUGAUGUCUUUAGGAGACGGUUUAGUCAUGGGGAGUUUUUGGUUAGUAUCGUAAAAUUUAAUGAAAUUAAACUCAUAAAU